Messenger RNA from Fusarium odoratissimum NRRL 54006, 207 nucleotides. RefSeq lists its product as uncharacterized. The record is from RefSeq and is a predicted model, not a curated record. Lineage: Eukaryota; Fungi; Ascomycota; Sordariomycetes; Hypocreales; Nectriaceae. The transcript has 2 exons. Bases 1 to 207 code for a protein of 68 amino acids.
AUGGCUCAAUCAAUGCUUCCUGCUGAAGUCGUCAUCUCCAUCAUAUUCGGCAUUCUUCAGUUGAUUGUGGGACUCAUUUCUCUUUGGCAACAGCAUUACUUUCGAUGGGCCGCACACGUGGAAAAAGAAGAAACACUUUCUGAUAUUCUGAAAAGUCAGAAUCCUCAAGGCUUGACCAAGUUUGGGUAUGACAGUGUACAAAGAUGA